Leguminivora glycinivorella is the source of this 1863-nucleotide messenger RNA. It is a transcript of the gene Lac, whose product is annotated as lachesin. NCBI's taxonomy places the organism in Eukaryota, Metazoa, Arthropoda, Insecta, Lepidoptera, Tortricidae. Gene Ontology annotation, cellular component: neuron projection. Bases 86 to 1180 code for a protein of 364 amino acids. The record is from RefSeq and is a predicted model, not a curated record. The transcript is spliced from 10 exons.
GUUCGUUCAAUAGCAAGGGAGCGGCAUUACGCGUAUAGCGGCGAAGAAAGUUUCUGUUGUGCGGUGUGGUGUAACGUUCUGUGAAAUGGCAUCUUAUGAGUUUAUUACGUUAUUACUGUGUUUAACAACGAAAGUAUGGGGUCAACGGACACCAACAAUCUCUCACAUAACACAAGAGCAAAUCAGAGACAUCGGCAGCCAAGUUGAUUUAGAGUGUUCCGUGCACUACGCACAAGAAUAUCCUGUGCUAUGGUUAAGAUUCGACCGGACCAAAACAACUGAAGCUCUACCUCUAUCAUACAACUCUGGCCUCAUCAUAAGAGACUCUAGGUUCUCCCUGCGAUAUGACGCCGCUUCUGCCACAUACACUUUAUCUGUCAAAGACAUUCAAGAGACAGACGCUGGCUGGUACCAGUGCCAGGUCAUCAUCUCCGCCUCAAAUAAGAUAACUGCUGAAGUGGAACUUCAAGUCAAGACACCGCCCAUUAUUUCUGAUAAUUCUACAAGGAAUCUUGUCGCCAGCGAAGGGGAAAGUGCUGUGAUGGAAUGCUACGCUGGCGGUUUCCCACCGGCUAAGGUCUCAUGGCGGCGAGAAAACAACGCUAUAUUGCCUACUGGAGGAUCUAUCUACAGAGGCAACACAUUCAAAAUCGCUGCUGUCCACAAAGAAGAUCGUGGGACCUAUUACUGCGUAGCCGAAAACGGUGUCGGCAAGGGGGCUAGACGAAACAUCAACUUGGAGGUCGAAUUCGCCCCUGUUAUAACUGUGCCCCGGCCGAGACUUGGACAGGCUCUUCAAUACGACAUGGAUUUGGAGUGCCACGUGGAGGCCUACCCUCCUCCGGCCAUCAUCUGGCUGAAGGGAGAGUUCCAGCUCGCUAACAACCAGCAUUACAGCAUCUCCCACUUCGCCACAGCGGACGAGUUCACAGACACCACACUGCGCGUCAUUACUAUUGAGAAGCGACAGUACGGGAUGUUCACAUGCAAGGCUACCAACAAACUUGGGACUGAUGAAGGACAUGUGGAACUAUUCGAAACCAUAAUCCCGGUGUGCCCACCGGCCUGCGGACAGACGAGGUACGGCGGUGGAGCCGCCUCUAUCGCGCCAUCGGCUAUCCUCUUCUGUGGAGUGUACGCUGCACAGGUUUUAAGAAGAAUCGCCAAUCCCCGAUAUUAACUACCCUGGCCUGCGUCCUGAUCCGCUGUAUUACGGGACAUACAACGGAGCGAAGGACACACACGCAAACAUACACAUAUCCAUGCUAGUUAUCUUCUAUUUGUUCAAGUGAAUGUCAGCUGAGCAUAUACCUGAAAAGUUGAAAUUAGCUUAAGACGUAGAAUACAGCCAAGAUCAAAAAUAUGGGUGUUCAAAAAGUUUUAAAAUAAGUCCUUUUUAAAAAACCGACAAUUUAGCUAUUUGAGCUACUUUUGUACACCUAUAUUUUUAUAUUUGACUGUACUUCAGUUGAAAAAAAUUGUAGUAGAAAUUAGGUCGACACAUUAACAUAAAAAAACGCUAGACCGCUCAUCCCCUUGGGCCAGCACGUUACUCAAUCGCUGAGUAUUUUUGUAGCGACAUCUAUCGGCAAGUAGCGAAACUAUAGAUGUUGUUACUUAAAACUAGAUGUCGCUCAUAGUAACUCUAUAUGUAUUUUAGGUUUCUAUGAGCAAUUUUAUCGUUUGAACCUAUUGAGGUAUACAUACACAUAAACGAUAGCACUAAAUUGUAGUUUGACCCAAUGUUUAGUUUAAAAGUAUAGAACUGUAGAUAUUUUUUGUAGAAUCUCAAAUGCAAUAACACGAAUAACUAUAUUGUUAAGAAUAAAAACAUCACAAUUGGUAGCUAAUAUAAAUUUAAUG